AUGAAGUAUGCUGCAGCAAUCGCGGCCCUUGCGGCGGUGGCUUUCGCCAAAGAGAUCCCCAAGGACCCGGAACGAGCCGCUGAGCUCUAUGACUCGGGUGUCAUGCAUGAGAGAAUCAUGUCCGACAAGAACGCUCAGUGGGAUAUGCAGGAGCGGAUGGGUGUCUUGAACGCGCUCGAUGGCCCUCAAUUCCCUGAGCUUCCAUUCGCUCAGUGCAAGGACGGCUUGGCUGCCCCGUUGGACCCUUUCCACAGCAACAACGCCAGCACCAAGUUCCGUUGCAAUAACAUCAAUCUUCACCACUUCCUUUCCCACACUGACCUUGGCUCUUCCAUUGGCAAGGGCUCAAGCUCUUGGGGAUGGGUUAGUGAUGACGGACGUGAGUUCGCCAUCAUUGCCCAGGGUGAUGGUGCUGCUUUCGCGGAGAUCACCACCGCUGGAAAGCUCCGAUACCUCGGUCGUCUUCCCCAGACCACCGGUGUCGCUCCCAGCCAAUGGCGCGAGAUCCGCACAUUCAAGCACUACAUCGUUGUUGGUAGCGAGGAGCCCGGCCAUGGCAUUCAGAUCUUCGACCUGAAGAAGCUCUUGGACAUUGACUACAAGAAGGGUCCCGUGACCUUCAGCCCGGACACCGACCUCACAGGGUACUGGAACGACCUUCCUCUUGGACGUGUGCACAACGUCCUCGCCAACUCUGCCAGCAAUUUUGCAUUUGUUGUUGGUGCUCAGCCCCGCAACAGCAGCUGCCUCAGCGGUCUCAUCUUCCUUGAUCUGACGGACCCCUCCAGCCCUAAGAACCCAGGAUGCGCCAGGGACGACGGCUACGUCCACGAUGCCCAAUGUGUCAUCUACAAGGGACCCCAUACCAAAUACCUUGGCCGUGAGAUCUGCUAUGCAUACAACGAGGACUCGAUCACCAUCUACGACGUUACCGACAAGAAAUUCCCCGAGACCAUCUCAAUCACCUCGUACGAGGGCGCGACUUAUACGCAUCAAGGUUGGUUGCUUGACGUAGAGAACCAAGAAUGGCUCAUCUCCGACGACGAAUACGACGAGGUCGAGGGCCGCGGCGUCGCCGCCAACGGCCGUCCCGUGACUUUCAUCUGGGACAUCCGCGACCUCGAGAACCCCAAGCAGACGGGCUACUACCAGGGCCCCCGCAAGACGAUCGAUCACAACCAGUACAUCUUCGGAAAGUACUCGUACCAGAGCAUGUACACCUCUGGUCUGAGCAUCCUCGACAUCUCGUCUAUUCCUACGGACCCCACCGGCCGUGGUGUCAGGGAGGUUGGGUGGUUUGACACGUACCCUGAGGAUGAUGAUAUGGAGGAUGGAGGCUCGUUGAAGUUCAGCGGCAGCUGGAGUAACUGGGGCGGAUUCCCAAGUGGGUUCAUCCUCAUUAACACGAUGGACCGUGGUGCGUUUGUCGUAAAGACACAGAAGCCUCUGCCUUAG
Molecule: messenger RNA, 1455 nt
Organism: Didymosphaeria variabile
Lineage: Eukaryota; Fungi; Ascomycota; Dothideomycetes; Pleosporales; Didymosphaeriaceae
Exons: 3
Coding region: 1-1455 (484 amino acids)
Cellular component (GO): extracellular region
Source: RefSeq, a predicted model, not a curated record